AUGCCAGACGUAGUUUGGGAGCAUGGCCAAAAGGUCGGGGGUGGUUUCAAAUGCAAGUAUUGCAGGGAGGAGAAGGGUGGGGGAGGAGCAACACGGUUCAAAGAGCAUUUGGCACAUAGGGGGAAAGAUGUGAAGGACUGCCCUUCGGUUCCGAUCGAAGUUAAGCAAAUCUUUAGUGAGCAGUUGGACAGGAACAAGGUUAGAGCAAAAGCAAGGGCCCGAGAAAGAGUGCUGAGGGACCAAGCAGCAAGGGGGCGGCACACUGACCUAGAGGAGGAGGGUGGCCAGGGGCACGACGAGGAUGCAGAGCUACAGGCUGCCUUACACCAGUCCCGCCAAGAGUAUGACUUUAUGCAGCAAGCUGGGCCACGAUACGAGAGGGGUGGCGGAUCUGGAGCUGCUUCUGGAUCUAUAAGUGGUGGUGUUGGAGGCAGUGGUGGACCACAGCCUUCGAUGUUCAGAAGGAGUCAGUCACAAGUCCCCGAGAGGGUUAGGGACUACCACCUAGGUUUGAGCAGUGCUCCACGACAGCAAAGGAUUGAUACCGGCCCAUGGACUGUCAAGGGGAGGACAUCAAGAGAGCUUCUAGGGAGGGCAUGGGCGAAGGCGUGCCAUGCUGUCGGUAUUCCCGGCCAGAAAGUCGAUGACCCAUACUUUAAAGCUGCGAUCGUGGAGACCCAGAAACAAGGUGUUGGAAUCAAAAUACCAUCAGGGAGGGAGAUAGAUGGAAAAUAUUUGGAUGAGAAUGUGAAGGAGAUAGAGAAAGAGAUAGAGAAGUGGAAGAACGAGUGGGAUGAAUGUGGAGUCACGAUCAUGUGUGAUUCGUGGACGGGGCCUAUGCGUAAUUCGGUCAUUAAUUUCUUGGUGUAUAGCGGUGGCACCAUGUAUUUCUUGAAGUCCAUCAAUGCGUCCGACAAAAUACAGGACCAUCAAUACUUGUUGAAGGAGAUACGAGCAGUGGUCAUGAAAGUGGAGCCUCACAAUGUGGUUCAGCUUGUCACGGAUAAUGGUUCGAACUACAAAAAAGCCUGCAAAAUUCUCUGUCACGAGUUCCCUACCAUUGCAUGGCAGCCUUGCCUUGCCCAUACCAUCAACCUUAUGCUGAAGGACAUAGGGAAGUGGCCGGAGCAUGAUGCUUGUAUUCGAAGCGCGCAACGAAUUUGCAGCUGGCUCUACAACUCCAACAGUUUACACAGCAUGAUGAGAGAAGCCAUCGGUGGAGAGUUGGUCAAGUGGAAUGUAACAAGAUUUGGGACCAACUACAUGUUCCUUGAAAGCAUGUAUAAGAAGAAGGACCAGUUCAUGACAUGGUUAGUGUCACCUGAGUUCCGACGGUCCCGCCACUUCAAAAGUGAAACUGGAAGGUACAUUUACGAAUGCAUCACAAGUCUUGAAUGGUGGGCGAAUAUGGAGUAUGUGAUCAAUGAUGUUGAGCCUCUGUACAUGUUUUUGAGAUUUGCUGACACAGACAAGACACCUAAUUUGAGUGAGGUGACAAUGGAGUAUCAAAACAUGAGGCAGACAUAUGCCAGCAAGUUCAGCAGUGACUACCCCCGGUUUGAAAAGAUCAUGGCUGUGAUAGAUGCAAGGAUGACCACAGUGAUGUCAGGCACAUAUAUGGCCACUGCUUGUGCUCUUAACCCUUAUGUGCAGUACAGUUUGGGCACAUCACAGAAAGUCAUGGCAGUAAUGCGCAAUGGCCUGGAGAAAAUGUUGGAUACUAAUUCAGCAGCAAUUGCAUUGCAAGAAUUUGAAAUAUUCAGGACGAAGCAAGGUGAGUUCUCUAGUGACAUUGCUAGGCGAAUGGCCAUUGACCGGAAAACUUCACCAGCUGCUUGGUGGGCUACAUUUGGGGGAGAUACACCAGUGUUGCAAAGGGUCGCCCGACGCUUGUUGUCGCAGUGUGCAGCCUCUAGUGGAUGUGAAAGGAACUGGAGCACAUUUGCUUACAUCCACACCAAACUGCGCAAUAGGUUGAGCCACCAGAAAUUGGACAAAUUGGUCUUUGUGAACUACAACCUCCGCUUGCGUCUGCAACGUGCUACUAGAGGGGUCGAUCCAUAUGACUAUGAUCCAGUUAGCAGUUUCAUGGAUCUUUCUUUGUACCGGCAGUCAUCAGCAAUUCAAGAUUGGAUGAAGCAAUCAAGGUCCAAUGGAGACCCAGCAUUUGAUGAAGACUCUGACUUCACUGACACUCCAUUGCCGAGCCAGAUGUUCACUGACAUAGGCUCUUCUCAUGGUCACGAUGAAGAUGUGGAGACAUAGGCCGAAGAAACAAUUGGGGACACACAUCUGGGAAAAAGGAAGACUAAGAUUGGUCCCGAAAUGAGAAAAGGGAAGAAACCACGCACUGAGGAGGAGUUAGGUAGUGACGAUACCACACCUGAGCCUAGUGGUGGUGAGGACAUUGGUGAUGAAGAUGAU
Molecule: messenger RNA, 2424 nt
Organism: Panicum virgatum (switchgrass)
Lineage: Eukaryota; Viridiplantae; Streptophyta; Magnoliopsida; Poales; Poaceae
Exons: 3
Coding region: 1-2265 (754 amino acids)
Molecular function (GO): DNA binding; protein dimerization activity
Source: RefSeq, a predicted model, not a curated record